Branchiostoma floridae (Florida lancelet) is the source of this 1653-nucleotide messenger RNA. RefSeq lists its product as uncharacterized. Bases 1 to 1653 code for a protein of 550 amino acids. The record is from RefSeq and is a predicted model, not a curated record. The transcript has 8 exons. NCBI's taxonomy places the organism in Eukaryota, Metazoa, Chordata, Leptocardii, Amphioxiformes, Branchiostomatidae.
AUGACGAGGCCAUGUGGAGACUUCCCCUGGAGCCCUGAAAACGCCACAGUGGACUGUGACUACAGCUACUACAGGUCCAGCAGCCUCUACGACCUCAUCACCGGUACACGGUACUAUGGUGAUUUCAGAGGGCGUUGUGCGGUCAACUGUGCCGAUAACACGAUGAUAGGGUCGCUGGUUACUUCCUACAAUGGAUCUCACAACUACUACUACUGCCAUGUAGACUCGUCAACAUGGCUUGGAACCGAACCUCGGUGCGAAGCGAAGCCAUGCGGCGAGUUCCCGUGGAGUCCCGCUAACGCCACAGUGGACUGUGACUACAGCUACUACAGUGCCGGGUACUACCAGGACCGCGUGUCCGAUACCGUACUGUACGGCGGUCUCAUGGGCCGCUGUAAGGUCUGGUGCUCGCUUCCGUUAUUUACGACAGGGGCGCCAUAUCUGUCCCCUGACGGAGAAGGUUACUUCUACUGCCACAUACCAACCGCAACCUGGCUGGGACAAGAACCUCAAUGUCAGGACGACCCGUGUGGCCCGUUUCCGUGGCAGCCCACCGACGCCACAGUCGACUGUGACUACGCGUACAACAGUUCGGUCAGAUACUUCAACCGACAGACCUGGUCAUAUUUCUACCCCGAAGGACGCUGUUCUGUCACCUGUUUUAACAACCAGACGGUGAUCGGGGCGUCAUACCUUUCUCCUGAUGGAGGAAACUACUACUACUGCCAUCCUGAGGCCUCAACGUGGUUAGGGAUAGAACCGUCUUGUCAAGAGAAGCCGUGUGGAGACUUCCCGUGGAACACCGUUGAUGUAACGGCAGACUGUGACUACGAUUUCCGUGAAACAUGGACCUGGCCCAGCCUGCUGUAUAUCCGCGGCCGCUGUCGUAUCUCCUGCCUUAACGCUGUGCUGCUAGUCGGUCCACCGGCAGAUCAUAGCAGAUAUUACUCCUGCAGCGUCAACAACGCCAGCUGGACCGGUAGUGAGCCUGUCUGUAUCGGUGGGUUCAACCAGUCGUCGGUAACAGAAAUGGAGACGAACCGAGUCCGACUGGUGGGGGGAGACUUCUACGGCUGCAUGGAGCUGUACGAUAACGUCACACAGCAGUGGGGACCUGUCGUCGGGUUCACUGUUUUCCCGAACAUAGAUGACUCCAGAAUGGCCUGGGCCGACCUAGCCUGCAGGGACGUAGGGUUUGCUGGAGGUUUGGCCACUCAAGCGUUCCCCAAUGGUGGUACCUGGCUUCAGACGAUAUCAGACCGCUUCUAUACGUCCUACUCCAGACCUAACGAGACAGGUCCGAACUUCUUCCUGGACACGAGUUAUCUCGCCAUGUCUGUCGUGUCCGCGGGAGGAGUUCAGCACCUGUACGACACCGUGGAGAGAGUGGUCAGGGGGGAAUGCACGGCGACAGAGAGCAGAUGGUACUGUGAUCAAUACCUGAUGUGUUUGGCCUGUCAGAAGGAGCCAGAAAUCCAGUUUGACGUGUCCCGUAUCUCCCCAUGUCCCUCUCCAGUCCAGGGUGACGUGUCCUGUAACUCCCCAUGUCCCUCCUCAGUCCAGGGUGACGUGUCCUGUAACCCCUCAUGUCCCUCCUCAGUCCAGGGUGACGUGUCCUGUAACUCCCCAUGUCCCUCCUCAGUCCAGGGGUGA